Canariomyces notabilis is the source of this 2923-nucleotide messenger RNA. RefSeq names its product thioredoxin-domain-containing protein. Bases 352 to 2448 code for a protein of 698 amino acids. Gene Ontology annotation, cellular component: endoplasmic reticulum. The record is from RefSeq and is a predicted model, not a curated record. Gene Ontology annotation, biological process: peptidyl-cysteine oxidation. Gene Ontology annotation, molecular function: protein disulfide isomerase activity. Lineage: Eukaryota; Fungi; Ascomycota; Sordariomycetes; Sordariales; Chaetomiaceae. The transcript has 3 exons.
AUCGAACACAAGGCAAUCGCCUUCUGAGAAGUCCCCUGCCCGCAGUGUUGCCCCUUGCGCGAAGUCUUUCAAGACGACGACGACAGCCCCGAAUUCAGGGCUCUAGCGUACACCGUUUUCCAUAUUGACAACGAAUAUCGAAUUAAUUACACGACAGUUGAGAGCAUCCUGCCCAGCGGCCGCGCAGUCGGUUUCCAUAGAGUGGCUCAAUGCCGGGCUAAACCGCCAUCGACGAGAAAUCCCUCCCGACGACGAAUUUCCAGCUGCUUACUCGUGUUUACGACGGCGUGUCACUUUGCACUACUAGUAGUUCUGCCGGCGUAACGCGCAUUCACACACGGGCAACCGACAAUGCGGUUGCUCAACCUUGCGCUACUGUUUGGCGCUGCCGCCCUCGCCGUUGCGCAGGAUGUCGAUGACGAUGAAGAGCCGCAGGAGCCGACAUACUUCAACGGCAAAAAGGUGCCUCCAUUGCUGGAGAUAACUCCGCACAACGCCGCCGAGGAGAUGAAAGCCUCUAAGUACCUGAUGGUCAAGCAUUACAGCCCUUCCUGCCCGUACUGCCAGGACUUUGCUCCCACGUUCCAGACGUUGUACGAAUUCUACUAUACCUCAUCCCCCGCCGGUAGUGCAAGCAAAGAUGCCGAUUUUACGACUUUCUACGACUUCCGAUUCGCAGCCAUCAACUGCCAGGCAUUUCAUGACCUGUGCUUCGAGCACAAUGUGCGGUCAUGGCCAACGACGAUUUUGUACGAGGACGGCGAGCCGAUCGUUACCUUCAAGGGCGUUAAGGACAUGGACGUGCUGAGCGGCGCAGUGGAGGAUGCGCUAGAGAAGGCCAAGCCAAAGACAAGGCCUGCAAGCAUCCAGCUGCCCCAGCCAGGCGACAAAGCAUCCCCUGAGGCCAAAGGAAAGAAAACCACUGAGGCUGACGCGACGGAUACGGAAACCGCGGCGGCAUCCGAUCCGUCCGUCGAUGCCUCAACCGCCAAGUCGAAGCCCACCGCAGUCCCGUACACUCCGCCCUCGGCAAAGACGGUCAAGCCUGCCGCCACCCCGAACCCCGACGGCAUGUCCGUCCCUUUGACGGCAGAUUUCUUCCAGGACAGGGUGAGCAUGACGCAGGACCCAUGGUUUGUCAAGUUCUACGCGCCCUGGUGCCAUCACUGCCAGGCUCUUGCGCCCGUCUGGGAGCAGUUGGCCAAAGAGAUGAUAGGCAAGCUCAAUAUCGGCGAAGUGAAUUGCGACGUCUCAUCUCGCCUCUGCAAGGAUGUUGGUCUCCGGGGCUACCCGACUCUUCUCUUCUUCAAGGGCAGCGAGCGUGUCGAAUACGAAGGCCUUCGCGGUCUCGGCGAUCUCAAGCAGUACGCCGAAAAGGCGGUUGAUCUCGUCAGCGGUGUCGAUGACGUCGACUUUGAGUCGUUUAAGGCGCUCGAGGAAAAGGAGGAGGUUAUUUUCGUCUACUUUUACGACCACGCCACCACCAGCGAGGACUUCAUGGCCCUUGAGCGGCUGCCCAUGAGCCUGAUCGGCCGCGCUAAGCUGGUCAAGACACGGGACCCCAAGAUGUACGAGCGGUUCAAAAUCUCCACUUGGCCGCGGCUGCUCGUCUCUCGUGAGGGGCGUCCGACAUACUACACGCCGCUCUCGCCGAGAGAGAUGCGGGAUACGAAUAUGGUACUCGGCUGGAUGAGGUCUGUGUGGCUGCCUCUCGUUCCAGAGCUCACCUCGGCAAACGCGCGCGAGGUCAUGGACCGCAAAAUUGUUGUGCUCGGCAUCCUCAAUAGGCAGGACGAGGAGUCCUUCCACGGCGCGAUCCGCGAGAUGAAGAGCGCAGCAAACGAGUGGAUGGACAAGCAGAUCCAGCUCUUCCAGCUCGAGCGGCAGGAGCUGCGCGACGCCAAGCAGCUGCGGAUUGAGGAGGCCGAGGACCGGGGCGACCAGCGAGCGCUCCGCAAUGCCAAGAACAUCAGGAUCAACAUGGACCGGUCCGAUCGCAAGGAGGUCACGUUUGCGUGGGUCGACGGCGCCUUUUGGCAGCGCUGGAUCCGCACCCACUACGGCAUUGACGUCAAGGACGGCGAGCGAGUCAUCAUCAAUGACGAAGAUAACCGGCAAUAUUGGGACCAGACCAGUACCGGCAACCCCAUCGUCCCCUCGCGGACCUCGAUCCUCGAGACCCUCAACAAGGUCACCGCCAACCCGCCCAAGAUCAAGCCGAAGUUCACUAUCUCGGCGUUUGAGAAGUUCUUCUUUGAUAUCAAGGUCACCUUCCGGGAGCACCCGUACCUCAGCUCGGGUUGCGUGCUUGGCAUCGCCUUUGGCUGCGCCUCGUGGUUCCGUGGCAGGAUAAGGCGGCCACGUGGCUACUUCAGGCUCGACGACGCGACCAAGGCGUUCAAGGGCCCGCUUCUGGGGUCGACUGCUAACGGCAGCAAGGCGGACUGAGCGGGGAGGUUGGAAGGCUGGGCCUCUGUGGCUUGUAUCUUGUUUGAUUUCGGCGGAAUAGCCUGGGUUUGUAAGGCGCUCGACUGACGAGCCGGUGCACUGAUUUUCCCCUGAGGGUUUGUCGGAUAGAGGGCCCAUCUGCGAUGUUGCAUACUAAUACCUUUUGGGUGGCUCGUGUAGUAGUGUUUCUUAGUGGAUUCCCUUGAGGCUUCUUUGCCGGUUCGCAUUGUACAUAUGGAGUUUGGUUAUUUGGGUUUAGUGGUUACAGAUCUGGUCCAUGUUUCGUGUUGUGACAGCUCGCCUUUGCCCGGCAGUUUGUGCCUCCGUAUUGAGCUCCUCCGUUGCCGGCACAGUUGAGAACCGUACAGCUAGGCUUGUGAUACCCAGCUGAUGGACUUGGCCCAUUAGCCGUUGAUGCAGACGCUACACCAUUUCAUGAUGUCUGAAUGUACGUGAAUGGGAAGGUGCCUAUUGU